Messenger RNA from Limulus polyphemus (Atlantic horseshoe crab), 1071 nucleotides. RefSeq names its product glycine-rich cell wall structural protein 1.0-like. The coding region runs from base 1 to 1071 and encodes 356 amino acids. NCBI's taxonomy places the organism in Eukaryota, Metazoa, Arthropoda, Merostomata, Xiphosura, Limulidae. The record is from RefSeq and is a predicted model, not a curated record. The transcript is spliced from 2 exons.
AUGGUGGUGCUGCUUACGGUGCUAGGGAUCUAUAUGGACACCAAAGGUAUGGCAAAUAUGGUCAUCUGGGUGCCAACUACGGUGGCCUUGGAGACUUGGGCUAUGGCCGUGGUUUUAGUGCAGCUUCUUGGAGCAGCUUUCGGCGCUGAGGAUAAGAAGGAGGACUUGAAUAAAACAAAGACAUAUAUUUCACCUCAAUACGAUGGCUACAGUGGCUAUGGCGCUCACGGGCAAGGUGGCUAUGGAUUACAUGGACUUCAUGAUUAUGCUGGCCACAGGAACUUGGAUGUCCACGGUGCUCAUGUCGGCUAUGGUGGUGGCUUUAAAGACGUUGACCACUACGUCCGUAACAAGAGUGAUGGGUAUAAGAAAGCUUACUCUUACGACAAGAAGUCCAGUUUUCACAACGUUAGUGGUUCCCAUGGACUGUAUGGUGCACAACAUGGAUUGAACGAUUAUGGUGGACACCGCAACCUAGGAGUUUUUGACGGGCAUGCUGGUGCCGCUUACGUUGCCAGGGAUCUAUACGGACACCAAGGGUAUGGCAAGUAUGGUCAUCUGAGUGCCAACUACGGUAGCCUUGGAGGAUUAGGCUAUGGUGGAUAUGGUCACGGAGGAUUAGACGAUGGUAAAUAUGGUCACGGAGGAUUAGGCUAUGGUAGAUAUGGUCACGGAGGAUUAGGCUAUGGUAGAUAUGGUCACGGAGGAUUACGCUAUGGUGAAUAUGUUCAUAGAGGAUUAGGCUAUGGUGGAUAUGGUCACGGAGGAUUAGGCUAUGGUGGAUAUGGUCGCGGACGAUUAGGCUAUAGUGGAUAUGGUUACGGAGGAUUAGACAAUGGUGGAUAUGGUCACGGAGGAUUAGACUAUGUUAGAUAUGGUCACGGAGGAUUAGGCUAUGGUAGAUAUGGCCACGGAGGAUUAGGUUAUGGUGGAUAUCGUCACGGAAGAUUAGACUAUGGUAGAUAUGGUCGCGGAGGAUUAGGCUAUAGUGGAUAUGGUUACGGAAGAUUAGGCUAUGGUAGAUAUGGUCACGGAAGAUUGGAUUAUGGUGAAGUUGGCUAUGGCCAUUAA